AUCUGUUCCAGGAACUAGUCAAAUUAAAAAUACCAAAAUUGAGAAAUAUACUAAAUUCCUUAAGUAUGCCCGUUUCAAUAUGCUCACAAAAACAGUUGUUUUUAUUGUUGCACAAUGCGGCAACCGGUAAUCAGAUCAGGAAAUUUAUUAAUUAAACGGUUUCUACAGACAAACAAUGCAGUGCAACUCGCCAAGCAACAGCCCAACAACCUUAAAGGUAGAAGCAAAAGUUCCCAGGAUUGGUUAACGCGGCAGUUGGCCGAUCCGUAUGUGGAAAAGGCGCGCAUGUUAAAUUUUCGCUGUCGCAGCGCAUUCAAGCUUCUUGAAAUAGACGAUAAAUAUAAAAUUCUUAAGCCCGGCGAUGUAGUCUUGGAUUGUGGUGCUGCUCCAGGCAGUUGGACACAAGUGGCUGCCGAGCGAACCAACGCAAAUGGCAAAAACGACCGUCUGCCAAAGGGUUCUGUAUAUAGCAUAGAUAUUCUUCAUUUUCAUGCAGUACCAGGAGCGACUAUCUUUGGUGGAAUGGAUUUUACUAACUCUUUUGCUCAGCAACGUCUACGGGAGUCGCUAGCAGGUCGCUCAGUCAACUGCGUACUAUCGGACAUGGCACCGAAUGCAACGGGCGUGCGUAUGCUUGACCAGGAGAGCAUUACAAAUCUAUGCUACGAAGUCCUCAAGUUUGCUCUAGCAAUGUCAGCACCACAAGCUAAUUUGGUUGUCAAAAUCUGGGAUAAUGGCGAUGUACCCAAAUUGGAACAGGAUAUGUUGUUCUUUUACGAAAAAGUUAAACGUGUAAAGCCACGCGCCAGUCGCGGCGACUCUGCGGAGCACUUCUUACUGGCACGUGGAUUUAAAGGGCUACCACCCAUGCCAACAUAGUUCUAUUUAGAUUUAAUACUUUUAUGCAAUUGUAAAAAUAAGAUAAGCUAUAAUAUUCGUUACAUUUUUUAUAGUUGCAAAUACAC
Drosophila hydei is the source of this 965-nucleotide messenger RNA. It is a transcript of the gene Mrm2, whose product is annotated as rRNA methyltransferase 2, mitochondrial. Gene Ontology annotation, biological process: RNA methylation. Gene Ontology annotation, molecular function: rRNA (uridine-2'-O-ribose)-methyltransferase activity. The coding region runs from base 115 to 879 and encodes 254 amino acids. The record is from RefSeq and is a predicted model, not a curated record. Lineage: Eukaryota; Metazoa; Arthropoda; Insecta; Diptera; Drosophilidae. The transcript has a single exon. Gene Ontology annotation, cellular component: mitochondrion.